AAUUGUGUUGCCCAUCAACACCAAUUUUAGAACCCAACAACAAAGCAAUUCAUACCUCUUACAACAAUUAACCUCACGCUUCGUACCCAACUUAGGUAGCUAACACAAACGGCCACAAAGAACCUCUCGACUCCGCCCAAGCUUAAACCCAUUAUAUAGUAUAGCGCAAAAUGUCUCAAACAACAACAACACCCCGCAAGUACCAAAGUCGGGGCCAACAUCAACAGCAACAUCAACAGCAACAGCAAUACCAUCACCCCCAGACUAUUCCAUCCUUCUCGCGCUCGCCGCAUUCGCACCCACACCCACACCCACACCCACACCCACAUUCCCAGCAACAGCACCCUCAAUUACCGCAUGUUCACGCGCGAAACAGGUCCCAGCAACUCCGCGCCCAGGCAGCAGAGUUACAAUUCGGCGGCGCCACAACCACGGUUGCUUCCGACUACGAAUCAGAUACCGCGUCUUACAUGGCUUCGCACCCCCCACCUCCCGCCGCCGCCGCCGCCCUCGCCGCGCGCACCAACACCGAGCUCAACCUGAGCGUCCUCCGUCGGUACAGGCCCAGCAUCACCAGCAUCCUGUCCAUCGCCGCCCAUGCUGUAGUCUACGUCUUCACGCCCCCGAGCAAGUGGGACAGGUCCACCGUGGAAGGCACAUUAUUCAUCUGCGCGCAGGACGAGGACGGAGAGGCAGCCGCCGCAGACGGGUGUCUGUUCAUAUUGAACCGCAAGGGCCUGCAGAAUCUGAUUUUAGACCUGAGCACCGUCAGCGACUUCGAGCUAGCUACCGACUUGCUCAGUUUCAAGCUUGACCAGGAGGGUCCCCAGAUCCCGAUGGAGAACGGGGAGUCCGUGCGGCCCAAGGUCAUCGGGAUGUGGAUCUACGCCGAGGACGAGCAGGACCGACGCACCAACUCCGCUCUCAUCCACGAGAUGUGGUCCAAGGCCCGUUCUGCCCAAGACGAGGCGGAAGAAGCUUCGGCUAGUCCCCCCACGAGUGGAUCACCAGGUGACGACGUGGAGGACGUGUCCGUAGCACAGGGGCCCGGUCGCCAGGUCAGUUUGAACGAGCUGUUUGGUAGGAACCAGAACGGUAUCGGAGGACCUUGAAAAGACGAGAGGGAAUUAUUCUUGAAUGAGUGAAUCGAAACUAGGGUUCUAGUCUAUUUUGCAACGGCAUUGGGACGGGCAGUUACAAAAAAAACAGUCGCAUUUGGCGUUCAAGGGAUACCCGGGAUAGGCGUUGACCUGCGGAUAGAAAAAUGCAUUUCAUCUUGAAUUAUUAAACGAGGGUAUUGUGAUCGUAGGACUCCCAUGAGCUAUUUUGAUAUUUACGUGAUUAUCCCA
Messenger RNA from Daldinia loculata, 1349 nucleotides. RefSeq names its product PH domain-like protein. The record is from RefSeq and is a predicted model, not a curated record. The transcript has a single exon. Gene Ontology annotation, cellular component: P-body. Gene Ontology annotation, molecular function: enzyme activator activity; mRNA binding. NCBI's taxonomy places the organism in Eukaryota, Fungi, Ascomycota, Sordariomycetes, Xylariales, Hypoxylaceae. Gene Ontology annotation, biological process: deadenylation-dependent decapping of nuclear-transcribed mRNA; deadenylation-independent decapping of nuclear-transcribed mRNA; positive regulation of catalytic activity. The coding region runs from base 171 to 1112 and encodes 313 amino acids.